Messenger RNA from Patiria miniata (bat star), 2222 nucleotides. It is a transcript of the gene enosf1, whose product is annotated as mitochondrial enolase superfamily member 1-like. The record is from RefSeq and is a predicted model, not a curated record. The transcript is spliced from 14 exons. NCBI's taxonomy places the organism in Eukaryota, Metazoa, Echinodermata, Asteroidea, Valvatida, Asterinidae. Bases 135 to 1478 code for a protein of 447 amino acids. Gene Ontology annotation, biological process: carbohydrate catabolic process. Gene Ontology annotation, molecular function: L-fuconate dehydratase activity; magnesium ion binding.
ACAAAACCCGAGGUCGAUGUUUUCAAUGCCUCUGGUAUUUUGCCCCGACUUUUUGUCAGUCCGGCACGUUCGCAAGUAGAGCGCCUUUUACACAGCGCCCUCGCGUGAUGAGGGGGCGUGGUUGACUAUCCAAGAUGGCGGCCCCCAUCUGUGUAACAAACGUCGAAGUGAAAGACGUUCGAUUCCCAACAUCUCUGGAGCAACAUGGAUCGGAUGCAAUGCACACAGACCCUGACUACUCCUGUGCAUAUGUCAUCAUCAGCACCAAUGAUGUUAAAAAUGGAAUUUGUGGCCAUGGGUUGACUUUUACGAUUGGACGAGGAACUGAAAUUGUGGUUGCUGCAGUCAAGGCGUUGGCUCCGUUUAUCAUUGGGAAGGCACUGUCAGACAUCUAUGACAACUUUGCAGACUUCUACCGCACACUAACCAGUGAACCUCAACUAAGAUGGGUUGGACCAGAGAAAGGUGUGACUCACUUAGCCACAGCAGCCAUUCUCAAUGCAUUGUGGGACCUGUGGGCUAAGCGAGAGGGCAAGCCGUUGUGGAAGCUUCUAGCAGACAUGGAACCAGAACAGAUUGUGAACUGCAUCGAUUUUAGAUACAUAACAGAUGCAUUGACAAAGGAUGAGGCACUAGAUAUACUCAGGAACAACCAAGCUACUAAGAAAGAGAGAGAGCAAACGCUAUUAACUGAAGGCUACCCAGCUUACACUACAUCAACUGCCUGGCUAGGCUACACUGACCAAGUCCUGCUGCAGCGCUGCCGGAAAGCCUUGUCCGAAGGCUGGACCAAGUUCAAGAUGAAGGUUGGAUCGGACCUAGCAGACGACAUCCACCGAGCUGAGUUGCUUCGUAAGGAGAUUGGAUAUGACAAAAUCCUUAUGAUGGAUGCUAACCAGAAAUGGGGAGUGGAUGAGAGCAUUGAAUGGAUGGGCAAACUGGCCAAGUUCAAACCACUGUGGAUUGAGGAACCUACCUCACCUGAUGAUAUCUUGGGACAUGCCAAGAUUGUUCAGGCCAUGAAGCCACUGGGCAUCGGAGUGGCUACCGGUGAGCAUUGCCAGAAUCGUGUGAUGUUCAAGCAGUUCCUGCAAGCCGGUGCCCUGCAGUACUGUCAGAUAGACAGCUGCCGCGUUGGUAGCAUCAACGAGCUGCUAUCAAUCAUCCUAAUGGCCAAGAAGUUUGGAGUUCCCGUGUGCCCACAUGCCGGUGGGGUGUCUCUGUGUGAGCUUAUACAGCAUGUCAUCAUGUUUGAUUACCUCUGCGUAUCUGCUACAUUUGAAAACAGAGUCUUGGAGUACGUUGACCAUCUUCAUGAGCACGCCAAGUAUCCGAUUGUCAUGAAGAACACACACUACAUGCCACCAAAGGAUCCAGGCUACAGCACGGAGCUCAAGGAGCAGACACUGAUAGACUAUGCCUACCCAGACGGUCAAGUAUGGCAAGACCUGAUCAAGGAGGGAAAGGUCACUGUCUGAGUUGACCUCCCAGCAUGCAUUGCAUCAUCCAGCCAGGUCAGGCUGAUUUAGAGUUGAUCGCAUGGAAGAAUAUAAUCUUCUGGCCAUUGAAAACAUUUUGGACAACAGUAUUCUUUUCAGCGUGUUAGAAAAUAUUCUGCAAUGAUUAUGGAUAACAAAUUGGCAAUGUGGUACCAAAUUUGGAAUUGCGACAGAUUUUCUUAAACAAGAGGUAAUUUUGGGUCGUUGAAGGAUUUUGCAGUAAUAGAUUAAGGUUAAACUCGGCCUCUAUUGCUUUCGGAGCUAAACUUUCCUAAAAAGUGGUAUUACAAAGAAUGUGCCAUUAGUUUCCUACAUACGGUGAAGGAUUUUGGAGGAUCAAAGAAAUUAUGCAAAACUUCCUGGGGAGUCAGAGGUAAUUGGUGCAAUUUUGUUAAAUUUUGUGGUGUUUUUGAUAUUGUACUGAAUUAUAUAUUUUUGGUAAUUAGUCCUUGGAGUAUAAUAUAUAGAGACAAAUCUGUUGUUGAAGAUGAAUAUUCCUAUAAUGUAUUUUUUAAUGAAUGCAUAAAAUCCAAUACCUUAACGGUAUCUGGUUGCCAAGUAAGUAUUUUGUUUAUUAACAUUCAGUAUAACUAUACUUAAAGGAUUAAACAGUAUUACAUUGAAGUCAAACUUGAAUUUUAAAUCACAACUAAAGUUUAACAGUCGUGUACACAAAUUUCUUGCCGAUGACAUAAUUAAACUCCUAUUUAUAAAUGAAGCUAU